Messenger RNA from Engraulis encrasicolus (European anchovy), 1232 nucleotides. RefSeq names its product green-sensitive opsin-1-like. The transcript is spliced from 5 exons. Lineage: Eukaryota; Metazoa; Chordata; Actinopteri; Clupeiformes; Engraulidae. Gene Ontology annotation, biological process: visual perception; cellular response to light stimulus; G protein-coupled receptor signaling pathway. Gene Ontology annotation, cellular component: photoreceptor outer segment; plasma membrane. The record is from RefSeq and is a predicted model, not a curated record. The coding region runs from base 40 to 1041 and encodes 333 amino acids. Gene Ontology annotation, molecular function: G protein-coupled photoreceptor activity.
ACCGAUCAUGGCACAGAGGGGCCCAACUUCUACAUCCCCAUGUCCAACAGGACUGGGGUGGUCAGAAGUCCUUUUGAAUAUACCCAGUACUACCUGGCUCCUCCAUGGCAGUACUACUGUCUAGCUUUUUACGUAUUUUGCUUGAUUUGCACGGGAUUUCCAAUCAACUUUAUGACACUUGUGGUGACAAUACUUCACAAGAAGCUUCGUCAGCCUCUCAAUUUUAUUUUGGUCAACCUGGCUGUGGCUGGCUUGAUCAUGGUCCUCUUCGGCUUCACCAUCACAAUUACUUCGGCUCUUAAUGGAUACUUCGUUUUUGGAGCAACGGGCUGUGCAGUUGAAGGUUUUAUGGCUACUCUUGGAGGUGAAGUUGCUCUGUGGUCACUGGUCGUGUUGGCCGUUGAGAGGUACAUUGUCGUCUGCAAGCCCAUGGGUAGCUUCAAGUUUGGAACCACUCAUGCUGCAGUUGGUGUGGCAUUCACAUGGAUCAUGGCUCUUGCCUGUGCUGCCCCACCCCUCUUCGGCUGGUCCAGAUACCUCCCUGAGGGAAUGCAGUGCUCCUGUGGCCCUGAUUAUUACACCCUCAACGCGGAGUUCAACAAUGAGUCCUACGUCAUCUACAUGUUUGUCUGCCAUUUCAUCAUCCCUGUCUUCAUUAUCUUCUUCACAUACGGAAGCCUUGUCAUCACAGUGAAAGCGGCUGCAGCUCAGCAGCAGGACUCAGCCUCCACCCAGAAGGCAGAGAAGGAAGUGACACGCAUGUGCUUCUUGAUGGUGAUUGGCUUCCUGAUUGCCUGGACUCCUUAUGCCAGCUUUGCUGCCUGGAUCUUCUUCAAUAAGGGAGCUCAGUUCUCAGCACAGUCCAUGGCUAUUCCUGCCUUCUUCUCAAAAUCAUCAGCCUUGUACAAUCCCGUCAUCUAUAUUGGGCUCAACAAACAAUUCCGUGGAUGCAUGAUGCAGACAGUCUUUGGCAAGGCACCAGAAGAUGAGACUUCAGUGUCCCAGAGCAAGACAGAAGUAUCCUCGGUAUCUCCAGCAUAAGCAUCACAUUUGCGCAAAUGUAUUUGUGUUUCUGGAUGAUUGCAAUAAUGUCUAAUGACUCGGAUUAAGUUGAACAUUUCGUUUGGGCUCUCUGUCACCUCAGUGGGUCCUGUGGACUGCAUUGUAAAUUGCAUUUAAGUCAGUUCUUGGCUCUUUUAAACAACCUCAAGAAGUCAAGAAGCAAAAUCAAA